Molecule: messenger RNA, 1029 nt
Organism: Mytilus californianus (California mussel)
Lineage: Eukaryota; Metazoa; Mollusca; Bivalvia; Mytilida; Mytilidae
Exons: 3
Coding region: 22-579 (185 amino acids)
Cellular component (GO): membrane
Source: RefSeq, a predicted model, not a curated record
AGUAGCUAAAGUCUGUAAGAAAUGACAGUUAUUAAGGAUUUUAAAUCGGCGUCAUUAUGGAUGAAGCUGGCUUUGUGCUUUCUUGCCGUUGCCUCAGUUUUUGCCUGUAUCUCCUUUACAACAACAGGAUGGGGAAGCUCUACCGACAUUGCAACUUCCUCUGCGCAAUAUUAUGGAUUAUGGCGGAUAUGUAGCAAUACUAAUCAAAUUACAGCAUGUCAACAGCUUGAUGGAACAGCAACAGACUGGUAUGCAGCCACUCAAGCAAUGGUUACAUUCGGAUUUUCUGGUAUACUGAUAUCAUUUUUCCUGUUGAUUCUUUUCUUGUUUAUAAAUAGUUGCAAAACUAAUGGACAAAUAGGAUUAGCAGCCGGUAUCGUCAGUAUUGUUACUGGUAUUUUAUAUCUCAUAGGAUGCAUAGUAUUUGGUACACAGUGGGACAAAUAUUACAAAGAUUCACCAGCUACUGACUAUGCGUUGGAAUACGGGUUUGCUUUAUCGAUUGUCGCCCUUGUUUUGGAAAUAACAGCUGGCGUGUUUCUGAUAAUAGAAACAAAAAGAGCGGUUACAAAAUCUUAACACUUUUAUACAAGUUUUGCUUUUAUUUAGUUCAGUGAACAUUUCUUUGCAUUCACAGUAAACUUUAUUCCUAAAUGUUAAAUCAAGUACUUAACAAAUGCCAUUUCUUGCAUUAAUACGAAUUUGAGGAAACAGGAGGAAAAGGAAGAGCUGAAUAUAAACACGUCACAUACCUCAUUUCUACAGAUAAUACUAAACAUCGGAAAAUAUAAAUAUUAUGAUAAUUAAAACCAAUAUAACAAAUGCAAUGUUCAUAUUAAAGAAUUGGAUGCUUCUUUUUAUAUAUAUUUUUUUGGUAUCAAAAAGCGUUGACGGAAGCAUCAUUUGUAUGAUUCCGCGCUUUAUGCUAAAAUGCACUCACGAUCAACGCGUUUACAACCCUAUUAAUUACAAAAAAGAAGCCUCCAAUUCUUAUAAGUACAAUUUUAUACAAUAUAACCGUGAAAUUAC